UGGGGGUGUGUCGGCGGCAGCGGGAGGCGGUGGCCGCUCCGCCCCGGGCUUAUAUGAGGCGGCGGCGGUAGUGGGGAGGUUUGUGAGCGGUGGUUGUGGCUCGGCGGGAUGGAUUUGCUCCGGGAGGACGCGCAGGGCAAGCUGAGGUCUGUAUCGGUAGACCUGAAUGUUGAUCCUUCUCUCCAAAUUGAUAUACCUGAUGCCCUAAGUGAAAAAGACAGGGUGAAGUUUACUGUGCAUACUAAGACUACACUGCCAGCUUUUCAAAACCCUGAGUUUUCAGUUACAAGGCAGCAUGAAGACUUUGUGUGGCUGCACGAUACGCUCACUGAAACUGAGGAGUAUGCAGGACUCAUUAUACCUCCAGCACCUUCGAAGCCUGACUUUGAUGGUCCCAGAGAGAAGAUGCAGAAGCUGGGGGAAGGAGAAGUGUCCAUGACAAAAGAAGAGUUUGCCAAAAUGAAGCAAGAGCUAGAAGCUGAAUACCUUGCUGUCUUCAAGAAGACUGUAUCAUCGCAUGAGAUCUUUCUUCAGCGGAUUUCUUCUCAUCCUGUGCUCAGCAAAGAUCGCAAUUUUCAUGUUUUCCUGGAGUAUGACCAGGAUCUGAGUGUUCGGAGGAAAAACACAAAAGAGAUGUUUGGUGGCUUUUUGAAAAGCAUGGUAAAGAGUGCUGAUGAAGUCCUCUUCUCUGGAGUCAAGGAAGUAGAAGACUUUUUUGAACAAGAGAAGACUUUUCUUGUGAACUACUACAACAGAAUCAAAGAUGCAUGUGCAAAAGCAGAUAAGAUGACAAGAUCUCAUAAAAAUGUUGCAGAUGACUAUAUUUAUACUUCAGCUUGCUUGAACAGCCUGGCACUAGAAGAGCCUACAGUUAUCAAAAAGUACUUGUUGAAAGUUGCUGAGCUUUUUGAGAAACUCAGGAAGGUAGAGAGUAGAGUUUCAUCUGAUGAAGACCUGAAACUCUCUGAACUGUUGAGAUACUACAUGCUCAAUAUAGAAGCUGCUAAGGAUCUUCUGUACAGACGUACAAGGGCUCUUGUCGACUAUGAAAACUCGAACAAAGCUCUAGAUAAAGCGAGACUAAAGAGCAAGGACGUCAUGCUUGCCGAGGCACAUCAACAGGACUGUUGUCAGAAGUUUGAAAAGAUUUCAGAAUCUGCAAAACAAGAGCUGAUGAGCUUCAAACAGAAGAGAAUAGCAGCAUUCCGCAAAAACCUAAUUGAAAUGGCAGAACUGGAAAUAAAACAUGCAAAGAACAAUGUCUCUCUCCUGCAAAGCUGUAUUGACUUGUUCAAGAACUAAAGCGCCUUAUUCUGAAAAUGUGAAAAAAAGCAUCAAUUGCACUCAAUGGCCAGGGGCAACUUAUUGGCUUGACUUCAUUAGCUUAAAUAUUGUCACUGAGGUUCUGUUUGACUAAUACUUAAAUAUAUUGAUAGUGAUACAUUGACUUUCUUGGUAUAAAUGAGAAUUGUGUAUGAAUUGUCUGGAUGUAGCUAACAUCCUCUUGGCUGAUAACUCAAAAUGAGUCAAAUGUAAGAAAUCAACUUGCUGUUGACUGACUUCAUCUAGCAGAAAAUGUUUCCUGAGAACUCCCUUUUUUGCAGGAUCAGAGAGUUAUCUGUCUCUUCAUAGUCCUGAUAUAUUUAAAACUUGCAAAUGGGAGUGACUUAUGUGUAGUAAUUUUAUAGAGCAAAUAUCUUUAACAUUCCACUUCCCAGACAGAUUUCUAUUACAAUAUAUUUUGGAUUUCUAUAACUACAUUCAGUAUUUGUACACUUGGGCAAUACAGCAAAUAAAGAUGUCUGA
Molecule: messenger RNA, 1806 nt
Organism: Neopsephotus bourkii (Bourke's parrot)
Lineage: Eukaryota; Metazoa; Chordata; Aves; Psittaciformes; Psittacidae
Gene: SNX5
Product: sorting nexin 5
Exons: 13
Coding region: 109-1302 (397 amino acids)
Biological process (GO): intracellular protein transport; pinocytosis
Cellular component (GO): endosome
Molecular function (GO): dynactin binding; phosphatidylinositol binding
Source: RefSeq, a predicted model, not a curated record